Erigeron canadensis is the source of this 1041-nucleotide messenger RNA. RefSeq lists its product as uncharacterized. Lineage: Eukaryota; Viridiplantae; Streptophyta; Magnoliopsida; Asterales; Asteraceae. The coding region runs from base 134 to 886 and encodes 250 amino acids. The record is from RefSeq and is a predicted model, not a curated record. Gene Ontology annotation, cellular component: chloroplast. The transcript has 7 exons.
AAAAAGAAUUAUUUAAUUUAACAAAAUUCGGGGAAAAGAGAACUGCAAAAAUACCAAAUUCAUCCCAUCUUAUCCAAUAUUCUUCUUGUACCCCCUCAAACAUCUCUGGAAAAUUGAAGAUAGUUGAUCAGAUAUGAUGGCGGCAAUCAGAAUUGUAUCAAUAACCUCACAAUCACACCAACCACCAUCACCACCAUUUCCGACAAUACCAAAACAAGAAUUACCCACUUCAAUAACAACAACAAGAAGAGCAUUUGUUUCAGUUUGCAGUGUAUCAUCUCUAAUUUCAUUAAUUCAACCUCCAAAUCUCUUUGCUCAAACUCCUUCUUCUUCUCCUCCUUCUCCUUCAACUAAUAGAACAAUUCUUUCGGGCAUUACCAGCACUAAAUCUUGGUUUCGGUUCUUUGGUGAUGGAUUUUCCAUUCGAGUCCCUCCUGAUUUUCAGGACAUCAUGGAGCCUGAGGAUUAUAAUGCUGGUUUAUCUCUGUACGGAGAUAAAGCUAAACCAAAGACAUUUGCAGCACGGUUUGCUACACCUGAUGGAUCUGAAGUUUUAAGCGUUGUCCUUCGGCCAUCUAAUCAACUCAAGAUCACAUUUUUAGAGGCCAAAGAUGUUUCUGAUUUUGGUACAUUAAAGGAAGCAAAGAAAAUUUUUGUUCCAGGUGGGACAGAUCUAUAUUCUGCACGAGUCAUAAAAAUAAAGGAAGAUGACGGUUACAGGACCUAUUAUUUCUAUGAAUUUGGGAAUGAUGAUCAGCAUGCUGCAUUAGUAGCUGCAGUCAAUAGUGGAAAGACAAUUAUCGCCGGAGUGAUUGCGCCACAGUCUAGAUGGGACAAUGAUGGUGUAAAGCUUCGGUCUGCGGCUGUUUCAUUGACAGUUCUAUGAGAGUGAAGAUUUGCUUACAUUAGAGUGAAAUUUUUUUGAUCAUGAAUCUCAAAGAUGUAUAGAGAUUAUUCUUUUUCAUAUAUAAUUAAAAAUAUCUCUAAUGUGUGCACUAAAGUUUAAUCUAAAUUUAGUGUAUAGAAUGAAUCUUUUUGGCA